CCGGAUGCCCUUUCGAGUUACCACAUCCAUAUGGGCUACAAUGCACGAACUACUUCACGGUUCCUUCCGAUGACUCUCUUCCUCGUCAGCAAUGAACUCGACCUGCCCAUUUUUCGUGAUAGGCAAGACCGUGUGCCUCUCCCCGGUCAGAAUCCCAUUCUACUUUUCUCUGCACCAAAAUAUGUUCGGUGACAUUCCAGACACCUACGUCGCACUUGGUGCGCCAGUGCUCGCUUUUUGGCUCAUGUCUCUCAUGUUCUACUGUCUUGACAUCUCUGGCUGGCGAUGGCUGGAUAAAUAUCGCAUUCACGAGUCCGAGGAAGUCAAGUCCAAAAACUUGGCGACGCUUUGGGAGGUCGCACGUGCUGUUAUAUUCCAAAAUGUGAUGCAGGCUCUGAUAGGUUUUGCGUGGUUGGCAGAACCGCCAGUGAUCUCGGUUGCGCGGUGUCAGAGCGAGAUGGAGGGCUUGGGAAGAACGCUGGUCUUAGUCGUGCGAGGUCUCUUUGGGGAGGAGACGGGGAUGAAAAUAUUGGAGCAGUGGGGGCCUGGGAUGACCCAUUGGCUGUACUGGUGGGUAAUCCCAGCUGCACAGAUAUUCUUCGCGAUGUGGGUGUCAUUUAAAAUCUGGCUUGACCUCCCUCUAAUGAGUCUCCCAAGGUUCACCGUCGAUACCUGGCAAUACUUCAUACAUCGCUUGAUGCACACAAACCAAUAUCUCUACAGAAAGGUUCACUCAGUGCACCAUAAACUUUACGUCCCCUAUGCCUUAGGGGCAUUAUAUAACCAUCCCUUCGAAGCCCUUUUGAUGGACACGCUAGGCGUAAUCAUUGCAGAGCAAGUCACCCAUCUUUCUGUACGACAAACCAUUUUCUUCCUCGUGUAUGGUAUGUGCAAGGGUGUCGACGAUCACUGCGGAUACAAUUUCCCAUUUGAUCCCUUCCAACUGAUCAGCAGAAGUAACUCAGACUAUCACGACAUACAUCAUCAGGUAUGUCCCUUUACUACCACCUGUCCUCGAAAGCAGUAUUUAGGAGGCGUACAGGCCGUCGGCAUUAAGUCGAAUUUCUCACAGCCUCACUUCAUCCAUUGGGACGUACUUCUUGGCACGCGCAUGACCAGAGAAGACAUUCAAAAACGCGGACAGAAAGUAAAGACGACGUGAUGCAUCAAACCCGAUUAUGGCAUAUAGAGAUCUGAAGUUUGGUUUUCGCCUGUAUGAUCCUAGGUUCUCUCUCUCUUUCCUAGGUUUUGUGUGGCGGUUACAGACCACCGACAGCACUCCCUGCUAUACCAUGUGAUUUAUUCGUACCUUAUUCUUACCUUAUGGCAGUCUCCCGUUUUGACCCACGCUGCAACGUACUUAUUUCACGUGCUACAGAGAAAAGAUAUAAAAGCCCUAGUAGAUAGUUAGAUAGAGACUGGCAAAUAUUCUUGCAACUAAGUUAUUACCUGGUGACAUUGCUUCAUCGUCUUGA
Messenger RNA from Suillus plorans, 1475 nucleotides. RefSeq names its product fatty acid hydroxylase superfamily-domain-containing protein. Gene Ontology annotation, biological process: lipid biosynthetic process. Bases 92 to 1162 code for a protein of 356 amino acids. The record is from RefSeq and is a predicted model, not a curated record. Lineage: Eukaryota; Fungi; Basidiomycota; Agaricomycetes; Boletales; Suillaceae. The transcript has a single exon. Gene Ontology annotation, molecular function: iron ion binding; oxidoreductase activity.